Messenger RNA from Penaeus monodon (black tiger shrimp), 1701 nucleotides. RefSeq lists its product as uncharacterized. NCBI's taxonomy places the organism in Eukaryota, Metazoa, Arthropoda, Malacostraca, Decapoda, Penaeidae. The record is from RefSeq and is a predicted model, not a curated record. The coding region runs from base 1 to 1389 and encodes 462 amino acids. The transcript has 2 exons.
AUGUAUUCUUUAGGGAUGAAGACGCCGGCCUGUAAAGAGGAGGUCACCAAAAAAUGGCUUCAAACCAUACUCAGCCAUUACGAGUCAAAGUCCACGCCAGGUACUUCGGUCGUUAUCACACACUUCGAGGUCAAUCCAGGGAUUAAACCUGGAGAAAAUUUCAACUCAGACUUGGUGAAGAUCGCGGUCGAUGCAGGAAUAAAUGACGGUAACGGGCCUGAUGCCAUGACGAAGACCUACAACUUGGUCGCCAAAUUCAUGCAAGGAAGUGGUUUUCAUCGUGAACUAGUGAAGGCCACACGCGGACCGCUUAAGGAAGCCAUGAUCUACACUGAUGUCAUACCUGUCUUGAAUCGAUUCCAAGCUGAAAUUUGCGAUUCCAGUAACAGAUUGGAUAUCCCAAGUUGCAUUUAUAGUGUUUGCAAGGAGGGUGAAUUUGCGUUGGUGAUGGAGGACAUAAGAUCACUAGGAUAUGUGAACAACGAUAAGCACAAAGGACUCAACCAUAAUCAGAUGCUGAUAGCUGCUGAUAGGCUUGCAAUGCUCCAUGCAGUUUCUUUCUCCUACAAUAAGUGUCAUGAUUUUAAAACAAAGUUUCCAGCAUUUAAAUAUGGAAUUCCCAAACAGAUGGGGCUAUUUAUCACAGUCUUUUUUGAUUUGUGCGUAAAAACUUUGAAGAAAAUUAAUUAUAAUGACAGUUUACAGGAAAAGUUGCAGAGAAUCAGGCCCAUAUUAAGACAUAAGAUUAUGUCCCUGCUGGUAGCAGGAAAGCAUCAAAUCGAAUGCCUUUGCCAUGUGGACUACUGGAACAAUAACUUGAUGUUUAAAUCAGAAACGAAUGAUGGGAUAACCGACCCUGACUCCAUCAUGCUCGUAGACUGGGGUAGCACUGCAUGGCACAAUCCAGUGCUAGACAUUCUGUACUUGAUAUACACAUCCACGACGUUAGAUUACAGGAAAAAAUACAGAGAGGAGAUUCUGAAACGCUAUCAUGACGAGUUCACUGCCAUUACCAACAGACUAGGGGCACCCGCUUCAUCUUGGACUUUCGAGGCCUUCAAAGAAGAAUGCCAAAAGGCGCGCAUUUAUGGGGCAGUAAUGGGCAUGAUGGUGAAUUUGAUCACUUUAGCAAAUCUUAGUGAGAAAAAGCAAAGGCACGAAAGCCGUGCAAGUUCAUCGACCUUAUCUUGGAGGAUAAGCUGUCGCCUUGGAAAGAUAAUGAGCCCGAUUUUCUUUUCAAAAUUCUCUGAACCUCUAAUCUGUGCCUCUGUUAAGAAAUGGAUAGGGCCUCUCUUUGAUGAAGUUGGCAGGGGAGAAAACGAAAUUCUAAACAGACGAUUCUUUGAUAUACUUAAUGAAGCUAAUGAAGACGGUAUUUUUGAUACGUAAAGACGAAGUAUGUGUUUCAGAUUUUUUACUUCUUCUAUUAUGCUGUAUAUUAAUUAGUGAGAAGAUUAUGAUACUAGUUUUCAUUCCGUUUUGCUUUUUGUCAAUGAUCAUUAACCUUGCCUAUAUCAUGCAUUAUCUAACAAAAAGCGUCAUAACUGAAUCCGUAUUACUUUUUUUUUAUAACAUUAGAGCCCCAGUCACCAACCUCAGUUACAAACCAUUUUAACAUGUAGUGUCAAACUAGUUGCGGGCAGUUAGUGACCUAAGAUGGAUGUUCCGAUACCCUUUCGGUGUGGAUUUUAUUAUGCACAA